Molecule: messenger RNA, 885 nt
Organism: Geosmithia morbida
Lineage: Eukaryota; Fungi; Ascomycota; Sordariomycetes; Hypocreales; Bionectriaceae
Exons: 1
Coding region: 1-885 (294 amino acids)
Source: RefSeq, a predicted model, not a curated record
AUGUCUCCAUUCUCCAACGACUUCCCAAGCGCCUCUCCGGUCAUGGCAAUGUCACCUCAACCGGUCCACCAGUCACCAUUCGCCGCACCUUUCACGCAUCAACCCUUUUAUCCACAGCCCAAGGGACACCCGACAUCAGCAUUAAUGUCGCUCCAGACUCCUGUUCGCCUCGGCAAGAAACGUUCUCGCGAUGAGGCAGCUAGUAACCUUGAACCUGACGUGCCGCUCCCGAAAGCAGAGGAGCCUGAAGACGAGUGGGUCUACGGACCCGGCAUGGUCCUAAUCACGGCCAACAAAGGCUACAUCGCCGAUGCCACCAACCAGUCCGGCACCUGGCUGGAAGAGAAAAAAGCCGUCGAUAAGGAGACCCGUCGGAAGCAGGAGGAAGCUAUGCUCCCUCAAAGGAACUCCAAACUACGUCGAAGAGACCUUCAGAAUGACGCCAAAGCCGGUGGCCUAACCAUGACAAUCGCAUCUCCAACUACCUCUGGCAUGGGAGAGCCAUCCCCCACAACAACUGAGCCAGUUUUCGACAACGUUUCUCUUCACCUUGGCAUUGGAUGGAAAAAAAUGAGCGACGAUGAGCAUGUCCAGGCAGCCGCCCGAGGCUGGGCUCGCUACAUUGAGAACCAUUUCCCGGUUACUGAUGCCUGCAUCCGGUUGGAGAGCAAGGGCCUUCAAUCCUACCUUGUCGAAUCAUCAGAGGGGUUCUACCUGUUCUCGGAAAACUUGCACCAAGGACGACUGGUCAGCACCAACAUUGAGGGCGCGAUCCGCAACCUCCAAUCAUCUCCGCCCAUUUUUGACGGCGCAGAUAUUCUGACCAAGGCCGACUCGCCUUGCUUUACGACGGCGCAUGGUGAUUCCGAAAUGCACAUGGGCUGA